AUGCAAAGGUUCGGCACGACGACUGUGGUAAUGACUAUUCCCAAACUCAAAGAGAUCGAAUACAACGGCAACUUCGAAGAGGUUGUUGAAAGGCUUUCCAGUGUGCUGACGGAAGGGGAAGAACAGCCAGAAGAAACUCUUAAAGAGUUGUUCUUGCCAAGAUUCCCUUACGAGAUAGUAAAGAGGGUGCUGAAACAUGAAAUUGCUUCUUGGGUAGAGAUCCAGGAGCAGAUGCUGGCCGAGAGGGCCCUUGUCGCAAACCGAGCAGCGACUUGGUACGAGUAUACGACUGGCACGUUCAGACGAGAAGUGGAGGGGCGUGGCGAGCUGAUCAGACAAGGCUGGGUGCGGAAUAGCAAACAGGACAAGAGGCAGACGCACAUCAAGGGAUGGAAGUCAGAACAAACGAUGCAGCAAACCAAAAAAGGGGGCACAGAAAGGCAAAGGGGUACACAGUACCAAAGGGACACUAAAUAG
This is a messenger RNA of Eimeria mitis, 477 nucleotides long. RefSeq lists its product as uncharacterized. Bases 1 to 477 code for a protein of 158 amino acids. The transcript has a single exon. The record is from RefSeq and is a predicted model, not a curated record. Lineage: Eukaryota; Apicomplexa; Conoidasida; Eucoccidiorida; Eimeriidae.